UGAAUGAAUGGAUUGAUUGAUUGAUUGAUUGAUUACCUACAUGGCUGGUUUGCUCCAUGCCCCAUACACAGCUAGCUACCUGGCCGCCGGCUGCUAGCCAGGAAGAUGGAGACAGCCAGCAGCCAAGUGCUUGACUAAGUCCUGACUUAGCUAAGCACCUUUCCCCGCCGCGCGUGAGCCACGUGGCGCAGUCCCUCUCCUCUCCUCUCCUCUCCUCUCCUCUCCUCUCCUCUCUUCUCUCUCAACUAUCACCGGCUUCGGGGCCAUGAGAUGAUACUUUACAUAUGUAUCCAUCAGUCCAUACGUACCCCACCAACACUUUACCCAUCAUCUUACAUGGUCCAUCAAGUCUAACCCGCGUUCGCACAUGCUCGAGGUCAACAAGUACACUUGGUGCUGCAUAUUCUCCCGCAACGCCUGCCCAGCCCGUCUCUCUAUAUCCACCUGCCUAG
Periconia digitata is the source of this 452-nucleotide messenger RNA. The record is from the annotation of a GenBank genome assembly. NCBI's taxonomy places the organism in Eukaryota, Fungi, Ascomycota, Dothideomycetes, Pleosporales, Periconiaceae.